Molecule: messenger RNA, 2097 nt
Organism: Hyaloscypha bicolor E
Lineage: Eukaryota; Fungi; Ascomycota; Leotiomycetes; Helotiales; Hyaloscyphaceae
Product: high affinity methionine permease
Exons: 6
Coding region: 68-1987 (639 amino acids)
Biological process (GO): amino acid transmembrane transport
Cellular component (GO): membrane
Molecular function (GO): L-amino acid transmembrane transporter activity
Source: RefSeq, a predicted model, not a curated record
CUUCGUUCAUGUUGGAGCGAUUGUUUUCAAUCCCAACUUCAUUUCUGUGUAAGGCACUUCUAAGACAAUGGCUUCAGACACCUAUCAAGGUACUGAUCUGGGGAGUGAUCCUCAGAAUCGAGACGACCACAGUAGUGUUGAUUCCGCAAUCGGUGUAAUUCUGCCGGAAAACACCAAAAAUGCGAUUAUCACGAAAGCACCAGAAGAACGAUUUAGAUUGGGAUACUGGGAUGUAAUUGCGUUGGUUGUCAAUCGUGUUAUAGGCACUGGAAUCUUCAAUUCUCCGUCGACGAUUAUGCGUGGGACGCAAAGCGUGGGCAUCACUCUCCUUUUCUGGCUCGCCGGCGCCGUGUAUACGAUUGCUGGUGCUCACUUGAAUAUUGAGUUCGGCCUCUCGACACCACGCCAUUUUUUCCGAGACGUGGAACAGGGCAUUCCACGUUCUGGGGGAACACUAAACUACUUACAAUAUGUCUUCACUUGGCCCGCCUACCGCCCCCGAACUGUCCUCCUCGUUACCUGUGUCUUCGGUAUCACAUACAUCAUACUCGGGAAUAUGGCGGGCAAUUGUCUAAUUUUUGGGAUUCGCGUUCUCCAAGCCGCCAAUGUCCCUGUGACAAAUAGUGCCGUUAGAGGAAUUGCGAUUGCGGCUGCAACCCUUGCCUGUCUCAUUCACUCCUUCUCUCGCCGAGGUGGCAUUUGGUUAGGGAACAUAUUCGCAUUGAUCAAGGUUCUCAUGCUGCUGUUGAUUAUCAUCACAGGGAUAUGUGCUUGGGCCGGUGCUUUCCACACACCGACGUAUGCGAGUGACAAUAUGGCAUUGAACCGUGCCUUUGCAAAUUCGUCGAAUGAAUCUUACGGAUACACUCAAGCUUUUCUUGCAGUAAUCUUUGCUUGGAGUGGGUUCGAUCAGCCAAACUAUGUGCUUGGCGAGAUUCGCAGACCACGGAAGACAAUGCCUAUUGGAACGUCAAUCGGUGUUACAAUCAUCGUUGUCCUUUAUCUUCUCGUCAACGUUGCAUACAUGGUGGUGGUUCCGAAAGAAUCUCAGCUGGAUCCAUCCAAUAACGUUGCCCUCAUGUUUUUCCAAUUAACCUAUGGAACUUUGUCUGAAGACCAUUACCUUCCCCAGCGUAUUCUUUCUGCAUUCAUGGCUAUCUCAAGUCUUGGAAAUAUUGUGGUUAUGACAUUUACAGCAGCAAGAGUGAAACAAGAAAUUGCGAAAGAGGGAAUCCUUCCCAACGCGAAAUUCUUCGCCCAGACAAAGAACCUUUCCUUUGGACGCUUUUUAUCCUGGAUCGAAAAUGGCAAUCACGCGUUCGUCACCAGGAAUUUCAACUGGCUGCUAAAACAGCCGUGGAUGGCUCCUAAAGAGCACUCUCAAGAAACUCCUUUUGGAGCGCUCUUCCUUCACUGGGUCUUCACCGUCAUCAUGAUCCUUGCAACAAUCCACCUGGACCCGACAACUGCCUAUGGAACCCUCGUCAACCUCUACUCCUACACAAUCAUUGCGAUAUUCGGGUGUGCCAUCGCCAUCGGAAUGUUGAAGCUGCGAUUCAGCAGCCGCGAAGGUUGGAGAAGGAAGUCCAAUUUCAAUCCGUAUCUCAGCAUCAUCAGCGCAAUCACAUUUGCAGUCGGCAGUGCAUACCCAAUCAUUGCUUCUUGGGUUCCCCCAAGCGGCAGCUAUGCAAAAAACAAGUUUGUCAUCCCUUGGUUCACGACGCCGACUGUUGCGUGGAGUAUACUCGGCUUUGGUCUGCUUUGGUAUGUUGGCUUCAAUUUGUAUGCUAUGCGAAGGACUCGGAAUGAGGGAGUGGUCUUUCAGGUCGAGAAAGAAGUUAUUAUUGAGAAUGAUCCUGAGCCAGAUGGACCGCCGGUGCAGACUCAUGAGACGGUAUAUCAGGCAUGGGUUGAUAAAGAAUAUACACCAGAUGGUCAACACCCGGGACAGAUGGAGGAGCGUCGAAGGUCACGAGAGAGCUUUUAAUUUUGUCUCUCAUCUACCCCCACUAUUUGAACCAGAGCGAUCAACGGCCAACACGAAUUUCCUCAGUCUGCCUUAAUUUAAACCUAAUUCAAAGCUAAAUUGACCCUGCC